AUGGCAUCCCGCGGGCAUGGGUCAUGCCUGACCUACACCCCCCCCUGUGGUGCGGAGAGCUGCUCAGAUGUGCCCACCUAUGCUGAAAGCAUGUCAUUGAUGGCACUGAUGGCCACCACGGCGGCGGCUUUGGGAGGAUUGGCGCAAUGCCAGGAGGAGCACAAGGAUGAUGACGAUGACGACGUGGAAAUCGAGAACUGGUCGUCGACUCACUCCGUCAAGACGAAGGCUUACCUGCAGCCAGAAUCCGCCCAUGAGGUUGAACGCAUCAUCAGCGAGGCUCACAACUCGGGAAAGCGCAUACGUGUUGUCGGUAACGCUCUCUCCCCGAACGGCCUCGGCCUCAGUGAAGAUGCGAUGCUCUCUCUCGGCCAGUGCGAUCGCGUGCUGCACGUGGACAAGAAGAAAGGAACUGUGACCGUAGAAGCCGGAGCGCGAGUGCAGCAAGUGGUGGACGCGCUAGCGCCUCAUGGAUUGACGCUCCAGAAUUACGCCUCAAUCAGCGAGCAGCAACUCGGCGGUUUUCUGCAGGUCGGAGCACAUGGAACCGGUGCUACCAUACCUCCCGUGGAUGAGCAGGUGGUAGGGAUGAAGCUGGUCACGCCAAAACUUGGUACCUUGGAACUGAGUAAUGAGAAAAACCCUUCUCUUUUUCGCAUGGCCAAGGUUGGACUCGGUGCAUUCGGUGUUGUGACGGAGGUAACGAUCAAGUGCGUGGAGCGCCAUCAGCUGGUGGAAAGCACUGCUGUUAUGACUCGCGCAGAGGUGAAGGCGAAUCACGACGCCUUGCUCCGAAGCAACAAGCACAUCAGGUACAUGUGGAUCCCAUACACUGAUGCCGUUGUCGUGGUGCGCUGCAACCCCGUCGACCUACACGGCAAGUCAACGACAAGGCCAGUGCAGAUGGACAAAGCCCUCCAACGGGGAGCCCGGGAUGACAAUACUGUCGAUAUGACACCAGCCAACAACGAAAGGGACAAAAGGGACUGUCUUCAGCCACUGGAGAACCUCCUCUUGGAGAAGGUCGGCUCUACGUUGUCCCCUGCCGCCCUCAAGGACAUUUCUUCCCUCGACUUUGCGGGGCUGAGAGACCACCUUCUUGCGGUGGCGCCGUUGGACGUCUCCUGGAUCAAACAGGUCAACAAUGCCGAGGCGGAAUUCUGGCGCCGGAGCCAAGGGACCCGCGUAGACUACAGUGACAAAAUCCUUGGUUUUGAGUGCGGUGGGCAGCAAUGGGUUAACGAGGUCUCCUUCCCGGUGGGCACGCUCGAGGAGCCAAACGGCAAAGACCUUGACUACAUGGACGAACUAAUGCGCCUCAUCGAGAGGGAAGGAAUACCGGCACCAGCGCCUAUCGAACAGCGAUGGACGUCCUCAAGCAACGCCACCUUGAGCCCCGCGCACGAUGGAGCUUCGCCUGAAACGGUUUUCUCGUGGGUGGGUGUGAUAAUGUACCUCCCCGCGGACGAUGUGGAUGCUCGAAAGCGGGUGACGGAGGCGUUCUUCGCAUACCGCGACCUGUGCAAGGUUCGACUGUGGGACAGGUACGACUGUGCAGUGCACUGGGCGAAGAUCGAGAAGCCACGUACAGCGAGGGAGGCUGAGGAUACAAGGGCAAGACUUGGGCGAAGAUUUCCCGUCGGCGCGUUCAACUCUGUGCGGGCGCUGCUUGACCCAAAAAACAUCAUGGCCAACGACCACAUCAACUCGUGCCUUGGACAAGCGAAAUAA
Messenger RNA from Ectocarpus siliculosus, 1731 nucleotides. The record is from the annotation of a GenBank genome assembly. Lineage: Eukaryota; Phaeophyceae; Ectocarpales; Ectocarpaceae.